AUGAGUGAAAAAUUAGGAGGACCGGGGAAAGUUGUACAAAUAGAUGAAUCUCUUUUUAGAGGUCGUCGAAAGUACAACCGAGGAAGACUUCUUCUUGAUAAUUUUAUGGAGAUUAAUGGCAUUAACAAUCGCACUAACAACUUUGGUAAUAGAGUUGAUGGACCAUGGGUUUUUGGAAUGCCAGAACAAGGCUCCAGGAAAGUCAAAAUGUUUCUUGUAGAGAAAUGA
Messenger RNA from Hepatospora eriocheir, 228 nucleotides. The record is from the annotation of a GenBank genome assembly. NCBI's taxonomy places the organism in Eukaryota, Fungi, Microsporidia, Hepatosporidae.